UGCUGUGAUUGUCCUAACGUAUGACUUAUCUCGAGGACAUCACUACUACGAUUCUGGUUGGGCCAAUCGGGUACCCGAGGAAGCGAAGUAAGAAGAGUCUAUCCAUCCACGAUCAUUGCUAUACAAGCCACCGGGCCAAUCGUUUUGAGCCCUCCAGUUGAGAUGAUAAGAAUCUAGUUUGUUAGAUGUACUACGAGUCAUUGCUCUGGUAUUAAAUAGCAUGAGUUCAGAGAGGACAAUGCACCGAAUGAUCUGGUUAUUUAUGAGAGGCAGUCGAGGGAUCGGCGCUUCGGGACGUGGCAAGGCUUUCCGGUGUCUUUCAAGGAUUCGGGUCCGGGGUGCAGCUAAUGUGAACCAGCAUCCCAUGAAUAUUCGGCUACCCGCUUCCUUUCCACGUGAACGGAACCAUCUAAAAACGGCUGCACCGAGCAUUCAGUCGGGUUGCAAGCAGUCGCAAUUUUAUACCCGUAGUGACACUUGCGCCCAACUAACGUCGAGAGAUGCCGAACGUGGCCGGGAAUUUGGUUCGCAUGGCAGCGCCCAACACGACCCCGUUGCGGAUUGCGGAGAUCUUGCCGCAGCCUCUAGACGCCACAUUUCCGUGGCUAGUCAUAGGCACAAGCGUCCCAAGCCGGCAUUAUCUAAUCUGUGCCUAUUGUUUCAUCGAGAACUUGGAAAUCUGGGAACGAUUACCGGCAUAUGUGGCUGGUUGCGGAGUUUGCAGCUGAUAUGCGCCACGGCUGUAGGUAACCGCGGGUUCGCGAAUCAAAGGUCAAACAAGGCCGAGCUCUCUGUCUUGUCUCGGAAACUUCCCACGCCCACACGUAAGGCCCCGUAUGCUCCACGAUCAAGAUAGAAACAGCAGCCGAAGGUACAGGGAAUCGUGGCACACCCCCCUUCCAGGCUGAAAAUUUCGAACACAUGGAUUCCGAAAGGUCUUCUCAAUGCUCUCCCCUCGGAGGAAAGCUAGAGGGUUGGACUUGGCCGGCGGAAGAUAUCCUCACCCACUUGACGGUGGUUAGGUAGGACCAAGAUCCUUCCCACCGGCUUAGAAGUCCAGCAUUAUCUUCUGCGUCGAGUACUGGGAUUA
Messenger RNA from Annulohypoxylon maeteangense, 1090 nucleotides. RefSeq lists its product as uncharacterized. The transcript has 2 exons. Bases 221 to 856 code for a protein of 211 amino acids. The record is from RefSeq and is a predicted model, not a curated record. Lineage: Eukaryota; Fungi; Ascomycota; Sordariomycetes; Xylariales; Hypoxylaceae.